Messenger RNA from Dentiscutata erythropus, 1113 nucleotides. NCBI's taxonomy places the organism in Eukaryota, Fungi, Glomeromycota, Glomeromycetes, Diversisporales, Gigasporaceae. The record is from the annotation of a GenBank genome assembly.
AUGUCCAAGGAAGCUUUUAAUCAACGCAAAAACAAGUUUUUGUCUGACGGGUUAGAAAAUAUUGCUCGUAGCCUAGCCAGCAUAGCUGAUAAUCUGCUUAAUGUUUCUACAGCAUUGUCGGCACAAAAUGAAGAAGAACUACAGCGAGAAAAUUCUGCUACGAGUCUGCAAGAAUUUAUAAAUGGGCGUGUCAAAGCACUAAAAGAGACCGGUGGAAGCACAAGCAAAGGCAAAAGCUCUCAAGGAGAGAAAAGUAAACUUUCACAAGCUGAGGAAGGCGCUGACAAGCAAGCACCGAAACGUAAGAGGAGAAAUAAAAGAGACGGACCAGCAAAGCCACAAAACGCAUUUCAAUUCUUUUGUAAAAAAGUAUAUCCAGUGUAUAAGCAUGAAUAUCCGGAAGAGAAAUAUCACGGGAUAGUCCGCAUAAUGGGCGAGCAAUGGAGAAAGAUGGAUGAUGACGCAAAAAGGCCAUACAAAGAUGAAUUUGAGGAAGCACUAAGCAAGUGGAAAAGCGAAUUUUCAAACGAUCAAGGUAAGAACGAAGAAGAUCAAGGAGUUGUUAACGGUGAACCAGAUGAUGACGGAAUUGCGGACGAAAAAUCUGUAUCAGGAGACACAAACGCAUCUGACAAAGACUAUAAAGGUUCUAGCAAGAAUGGUAGCGACUUUUCCGAUGAUGAGAAAGGAACACCAAUUAGCAUUACACAAAAGAAAAAUAUAGAAGUUAGUUCAGAUUCCUCAGACGAUGAAUAUGAAGAUGGAAGUCAUGACGAAUUAAUUUCUACAGAGAGAGCAAGAUCUCCACAGUUAUCAAAUAUCUCAUCAACUAAUACAGAUGCGCAAAAACGAAAAGCUUUCAUUGAUAAUAAAGAUACGCUCUCUAAGCGGGUUAAAUCUUCAAGUCUUCAAAAUGAUCCAGUAGCCAUGUCAGAAAAUACCAACAAGGAAUCUAUAUCCACUCCAAAAGGAACAAAGGUGAAUGAUGAUGGUAAGACCGAUAGAAAGCGAUCUAAUUCCGUGGAUGAAAAUGUAAUGGAUGUAGAGAGCGCGUCUGCUAAAUUGAUCAAGAAAAAGAAAAAGUCGAAACAUCCGGCGAAUGGAAAUACAUAA